ACCACUCUUCAAAAUCUAUUUACAAAAAGAAAAACUAACCUCCCUCCGUCAAUGGCUGAAGUUCGACGACGACCUGCAUGGAAAGAAGACGUAACGAGACGACGGUAAGGAAGAGGCACGAAGGUAUUAUAAUAAUAUACUCUAAACCUAUCAAUGGCUUUAAGAUCAAACCUUUACUCUAAAUUACCUAACUUGACAAGUCUGCGAGAUGCAAUAUUGAAAUCUACAUUCUCCAACUACGAUCUCUUCUCGAAGCUCUUGCAAACCUGCAUCGAUCAAAAUUCCAAAAGGUUAGGCCUUUCUGUUCACAAUCAGAUAGAAACGAAUGGCAUUCAAUCAACCACGUACUUGACUACCAAGCUGGUAAUAUUUUACUGCAAAAUAGGUCGUAUGGUUGACGCACGUAAGGUGUUCGACAGAAUGCCUGAGAGAAGUGUAGUUAGCUGGACUUCUCUUUUAUCUGGGUAUUCUCAAAACGGUUACCCAGAAGAAGCCUUGGCGAUAUUCUCGUCAAUGCAUCGACAUGGUCAUGUUAAGGCUAACCAGUUCACUUAUGGAAGUGCUUUAAGGGCAUGUAUUAGUUUGAGGUGUUUAAAGAUUGGUAAACAAAUCCAGGGAUGUAUUCAAAAGGAUAAGCUUGUAGAUAACUUAUUUGUGCAGAGUGCUUUGAUUGAUUUACAUUCUAAAUGUGGAAAGAUGGAAGAUGCUUCAUAUAUCUUCGGGUUGAUAUCGUUGUCGAUGAGAGAUUUAGUCUCGUGGAAUUCCAUGCUUGGCGGCUAUGUUGUUCAAGGUUUUCCAACCGAAGCAUUUGUGUUGUUUCGUUCUAUGCUCCUAGAAGGGUUGAUACCCGAUAGUUUCACCUUAGGGAGUCUUAUUAAAGCAAGCACUACCCGAGGGAAUGAUCGAACCACUAGGGUCGGGGCGGGCGCGAUUCACGUAUUCGUAAUCAAACAUGGUUAUGAAUCUCACAAUGUAAUUUCCGGUUCCUUGAUUGAUUCCUACGCAAAAUGCGGCGAUGUGAGAUCUGCGUAUCGCGUUCACGAAAACAUGAAACGUAAAGACACUGUAUCUACGACUGCAUUGAUCACCGGAUACGCCCGGGAAGGGAUCUUCGGAGAAGAUUCGAUUGCCCUUUUCCGGGAAGCGCAUCGGAGGACUCACAAGGGAGGCGUAGACAACAUCAUGUUAUGCUCUAUGCUCAACGUGUGCGCAAAUAUGGCUCGGAUCGACUUAGGAAGACAAGUCCACGCUUUGACGUUAAAAUCUUGGAGCGGUGGGGGCGACGUGGCGAUGGGAAACGCUCUCAUCGACAUGUAUUCGAAAUCGGGAGAGAUCGAGGACGCGAACGAGGUUUUCGACGAGAUGGAGGUUAAAAACGUCAUUUCCUGGACGUCGAUGAUCGCCGCAUGCGGGAAGCACGGUUUGGGACAGAGGGCGGUUGCAUUGUUUGGCCGGAUGGAGACUGAAGGAAUCAGACCGAACGAUGUUACUUUCUUGUCAGUUAUGUUCGCGUGCAGUCAUUGCGGUUUGAGCGAGGAAGGAUGGGAGUAUUUCAAUGUUAUGAUGGGUAAGUACAAGAUUGAGCCGAGGGCAGAGCAUUAUUCUUGCAUGGUUGAUAUGUUUGCUAGGGGAGGACGGUUGGAAGAAGUUUACGGUUUGUUGUGUGAUAUGAAGAAUGUGGUGCCUAAUGCUUCGUUAUGGGGUGCGGUUCUUGGGGCGUGUUGUAGGUAUGGGCAUAUGUCGAUGGGAGAGAUGGCGGCUAGGCGAUUGUUUUGUAUGGAACCGGAGAAGGCGGUUAAUUAUGUGGUUUUGGGAAGUAUAUAUGCUGGAGCUGGUUUGUGGGAUAAUGUUUGGAAAACGAGGAAAUUGUUGGAAUUGAGAAGUUUAAGGAAAGAUCCAGGAUAUAGUAGCACCCAUUACAAUAGACUAGCCACGGAAAAUGGUUUGAUUCUUUUGCCUGUAAGAUAGUAUAAAUGUUUUUUUAUUGGAAUAGUUUUGAUAAUUUGG
Impatiens glandulifera is the source of this 2007-nucleotide messenger RNA. Its product is annotated as pentatricopeptide repeat-containing protein At3g20730. Lineage: Eukaryota; Viridiplantae; Streptophyta; Magnoliopsida; Ericales; Balsaminaceae. Gene Ontology annotation, molecular function: protein binding; RNA binding. The coding region runs from base 154 to 1968 and encodes 604 amino acids. The record is from RefSeq and is a predicted model, not a curated record. Gene Ontology annotation, biological process: RNA modification. The transcript is spliced from 2 exons.